AAACUCCAGAAAAUCAGAAAGUAUCACUAGGCUCAACUGUAACAUUCCGUUGUCGAGCUGACGUAAGCGAUUCUUCUUCGAAAAGAACAAGGGAGGAUAUCAGUGGCCCAACACUUCGGCAAUUGAUAUUUAAUUCGAACAUCAUUUCCGAUCCAGAUGUGGAAAAUUUCCUGGUACCAGAUGAAAAGCAAAAAAUUACGGACAUGUUAAUUAAUUUGUGCAAAACAUUUGAUGUGAUUAUAUCGACAGGCGGAACGGGCUUUUCACCACGAGAUGUUACUCCUGAAGCAACACAAAAUAUUAUCGAAAAACGAUGUGGGGGAUUGGAAACAGCACUUCAUAUGCAUUCAUUGCAAGCUACACCACUUGCUGCAUUAUCACGGCUAUGUGCAGGUAUCCGUGGUUCUACGCUAAUUGUUAAUCUACCCGGAAGUCCGAACGCUGUUAGGGAAUGCUUUGAAGUGUUAGAGAAGAUACUACCUCAUGCGGUAGAGAUUCUACAUACUGAAGAUGUACGCGACAUAACAAGUCAUCAUCAUUUGAUAACCACUGAAAAUCUAGAACUUUGA
Messenger RNA from Cercopithifilaria johnstoni, 569 nucleotides. Lineage: Eukaryota; Metazoa; Nematoda; Chromadorea; Rhabditida; Onchocercidae. The record is from the annotation of a GenBank genome assembly.